Molecule: messenger RNA, 1813 nt
Organism: Echinops telfairi (small Madagascar hedgehog)
Lineage: Eukaryota; Metazoa; Chordata; Mammalia; Afrosoricida; Tenrecidae
Gene: PLRG1
Product: pleiotropic regulator 1
Exons: 15
Coding region: 89-1633 (514 amino acids)
Biological process (GO): mRNA splicing, via spliceosome
Cellular component (GO): Prp19 complex; precatalytic spliceosome; catalytic step 2 spliceosome
Molecular function (GO): protein binding
Source: RefSeq, a predicted model, not a curated record
GGAAGGGGCUGGACAGUCGUGGCGGCGGUUCCUUGUGCAUUUGAUAGUGUUUCUUCGGUGGCUGGCGGGCGGAUUUCUCGGUGGCAUCAUGGUUGAGGAGGUACAGAAGCAUUCUGUGCAUACACUAGUGUUCAGGUCAUUGAAAAGGACCCAUGACAUGUUUGUAGCUGAUAAUGGCAAACCUGUGCCUUUGGAUGAAGAGAGUCACAAACGAAAAAUGGCAGUCAAACUUCGCAAUGAGUAUGGCCCUGUGUUGCAUAUGCCUACUUCAAAAGAAAAUUUUAAAGAGAAGGGCCUUCAAAAUGCAGCAGACUCCUAUGGUCACAAGCAGUAUCCUGCCAAUCAAGGCCAGGAAGUUGAAUAUUUGGUGACAGGUACGCAUCCAUAUCCACCAGGCCCUGGGGUUGCUCUGACAGCGGACACGAAGAUUCAGAGAAUGCCGAGUGAAUCGGCUGCACAGUCUGUGGCGGUGGCGCUGCCCUCUGCUCAGAGCAGGGUUGAUGCAAAUCGAACUACACCUGGUGGAAAUGAAUACCGACAUCCCGGGGCUUCUGACCGGUCACAGCCUCCAUCCAUGACUGCAGUUUUGGAGGCUUCCAAUGCCAAGACCUCUGCACUGAUGGCCAAAAAGGCCCCCACAAUGCCGAAACCCCAGUGGCACCCACCUUGGAAACUCUACAGAGUUAUCAGUGGGCACCUUGGCUGGGUUCGAUGUAUUGCUGUGGAGCCUGGAAAUCAGUGGUUUGUUACUGGGUCUGCGGAUAGAACUAUAAAGAUCUGGGACUUGGCUAGUGGCAAAUUAAAGCUGUCAUUGACUGGGCAUAUCAGUACAGUUCGUGGUGUGAUCGUAAGCUCAAGGAGCCCUUACCUGUUCUCUUGUGGAGAAGACAAACAAGUGAAGUGCUGGGAUCUUGAAUAUAAUAAGGUGAUAAGACACUAUCAUGGACAUCUAAGUGCCGUGUAUGGCUUGGAUUUGCAUCCAACAAUAGAUGUGCUGGUAACUUGUAGCCGAGACUCAACUGCACGGAUUUGGGAUGUGCGAACCAAAGCCAGUGUGCACACAUUAUCUGGACACACGAAUGCAGUUGCCACUGUGAGAUGUCAAGCUGCAGAACCACAAAUCAUUACUGGAAGCCAUGACACUACAAUACGAUUAUGGGACUUGGUGGCUGGAAAAACAAGAGUCACACUAACAAAUCACAAAAAAUCAGUACGGGCCGUGGUUUUACAUCCAAGACAUUACACAUUUGCAUCUGGUUCUCCAGAUAACAUAAAACAGUGGAAAUUCCCUGAUGGAAGUUUCAUUCAAAAUCUUUCUGGUCAUAAUGCCAUUAUUAACACAUUGACGGUGAAUUCUGAUGGAGUGCUGGUAUCUGGAGCCGACAAUGGCACGAUGCAUCUCUGGGACUGGAGAACUGGCUAUAAUUUCCAGAGAGUUCAUGCAGCUGUGCAGCCUGGGUCUUUAGACAGCGAAUCAGGAAUAUUUGCCUGUGCUUUUGAUCAGUCUGAAAGCCGAUUACUGACAGCAGAGGCUGAUAAAACCAUUAAAGUGUACAGAGAGGAUGAUACAGCGACAGAAGAAACCCAUCCAGUCAGCUGGAAACCAGAAAUUAUCAAGAGAAAAAGAUUUUAAUGUAACUUUGUCUUCGUGGUGGUUCUACUUUCUUUUCUUUUUUUUUUUUUAAAACUCCCCUGACCUUGGCUUGAUGGGGAUAUCUAGUUAUUUUGUGUUCUGACUAGGAUUGUAAAGUGGAAACUCAUUUGUUCAUAUCAUUGCUGCGUCAUCAUAUUUUACAAUAAACUGUUCCCUGCC